AUGGUGAAGGACGAGGAGAUGAGGGCGGCCGAGCAGAUGAAAAAGUGUAUGGUGUAUGAGGUGAGCCUGAAGCAGUGGUGGGAGCAGAUACAUUCUGUGGAGAAAGAAGGUGGUGGGAAGGAUGCUGUGGUUGUGGAUGCGAGGGUGAGGAGGCUGGUCUGCCGGGCUCUUGGGAUGGAGGCGGAGAAGGGUGGGUGUGGGGGGUUGAGUUUGAGUUUGUAUGAGAAGAUGAGGUGGGUGCAAGAGACAAGAGGGUGGUUUGAUGGGGAGAGAGAGGUGAGGGUGAAGGGGAAUAAGGAAGUUGGGAGUGAGAGUAGUUGGACUAGGCUUGGUUGCUAUGUGUUGUUGGAGAGCUUUGUGUUUAGGAGAAUGGAUGGGAGUUUGUUGAUCAAUUUCAAUUUUAGAAACACAGAUAAGAUUGUGUGCAAAUGGGAGAGUGUCCUUGCUUCAAAAUUUGAUCAAUUCCAACCGUCUACUAACUUUUUAUAUCAAGAAUGUAUGUAUUUGUACCCAAUGAAAAUUUUCCAAAGAUGCCCACUUCUAUAUUUCAAUAUUCGAAAUUGA
This is a messenger RNA of Salvia splendens (bonfire salvia), 564 nucleotides long. RefSeq lists its product as uncharacterized. The transcript has a single exon. The record is from RefSeq and is a predicted model, not a curated record. NCBI's taxonomy places the organism in Eukaryota, Viridiplantae, Streptophyta, Magnoliopsida, Lamiales, Lamiaceae. Bases 1 to 564 code for a protein of 187 amino acids.